Aspergillus mulundensis is the source of this 375-nucleotide messenger RNA. Its product is annotated as 60S ribosomal protein uL29. Bases 1 to 375 code for a protein of 124 amino acids. Gene Ontology annotation, cellular component: ribosome; cytosolic large ribosomal subunit. The transcript has 4 exons. Gene Ontology annotation, molecular function: mRNA binding; structural constituent of ribosome. Lineage: Eukaryota; Fungi; Ascomycota; Eurotiomycetes; Eurotiales; Aspergillaceae. The record is from RefSeq and is a predicted model, not a curated record. Gene Ontology annotation, biological process: maturation of LSU-rRNA from tricistronic rRNA transcript (SSU-rRNA, 5.8S rRNA, LSU-rRNA); translation.
AUGUCUUCCAAGGUCAAGGCUGGUCAACUCUGGGGAAAGAGCAAGGAUGAUCUCACAAAGCAGCUGGAUGAGCUGAAGACCGAGCUGGCUCAGCUCCGUGUCCAGAAGAUCACCGGCGGUGCCUCGUCGAAGAGCCUGCGGAUCCACGACGUCCGCAAGUCGAUCGCCCGCGUCCUGACCGUCAUCAACGCCAACCAGCGCUCUCAGCUCCGCCUUUUCUACAAGAACAAGAAGUACCUCCCUCUUGAUCUCCGCCCCCGCCUCACCCGCGCUCUCCGUCGCCGCCUCACCAAGCACGAGGCUACCCUCAAGACCGAUCGCCAGCGCAAGAAGGAGAUCCACUUCCCUCAGCGGAAGUACGCCAUCAAGGCGUAA